AUGGCUAUGAUUAAGCUCAUCCUCUCGGUGCUGGUGUUAGGAGCCAUCAGCCUCUUCCCGGGAACGGCUGAGGCGUCCGUGAUGGGGCCGACCAUGCAGAAACUGACAUGGCAUUACUACAAAGUUUAUAACACUUGCGAGAAUGCUGAGAACUUUGUGAGGCAUCAAGUUGAGAAGCUUUACAGGAAUGAUACAACCAUUGCUCCUAAGCUCCUUCGUCUCCUCUACUCAGAUUGCUUUGUCACCGGAUGCGAUGCAUCGGUUCUUCUAGAAGGUCCAAACUCAGAGAGAAAGGCACCGCAAAACACAGGACUUGGAGCGUUCGUGAUCAUAGACAAAAUCAAGAAAGUGUUGGAACAAAGAUGUCCUGGUGUUGUCUCUUGCGCUGACAUUCUUAACCUCGCAACUCGAGAUGCUGUUCAUAUGGCAGGUGCACCAUCUUAUCCUGUGUUCACAGGCAGGAGAGAUGGCUUGACGUCUGAUAAGCAAACCGUGGACCUACCAUCACCGUCCAUCUCAUGGGAUGCAUCCAUGGCUUACUUCAAAUCCAGAGGCUUGAAUGUUCUUGACAUGGCUACACUUUUAGGAUCACAUUCAAUGGGGAGAACACACUGCAGCCACAUCGUCGACCGUCUCUACAACUUCAACAAGACAGGUAAACCAAGUCCCACUAUGAACAAGUCUUUCCUCUCCGAGAUGGCAAAUAAAUGUCCACCAAGAACGAAGAAAGGCCAGACCGAUCCGCUAGUGUACCUAAACCCGGACUCAGGCUCAAACCACAGCUUCACAAGCUCGUUCUACUCCAGGGUUCUAUCAAACAAAUCUGUUCUCGAAGUAGAUCAACAACUGCUUUACAACGAUGACACCAAGCAAAUCUCUGAGGAGUUCUCAGAGAGUUUUGAGGAUUUUAGGAAAUCAUUUGCUCUUUCAAUGAGCAAGAUGGGGUCUAUAAAUGUGUUAACUAAGAAUGAAGGCGAGAUACGAAGAGAUUGCAGGCGUAGAAACUAA
Brassica oleracea var. oleracea is the source of this 1008-nucleotide messenger RNA. Its product is annotated as probable peroxidase 26. Gene Ontology annotation, cellular component: plant-type cell wall; plasmodesma. The record is from RefSeq and is a predicted model, not a curated record. The transcript is spliced from 4 exons. Gene Ontology annotation, molecular function: peroxidase activity; heme binding. Gene Ontology annotation, biological process: hydrogen peroxide catabolic process; response to oxidative stress. Bases 1 to 1008 code for a protein of 335 amino acids. NCBI's taxonomy places the organism in Eukaryota, Viridiplantae, Streptophyta, Magnoliopsida, Brassicales, Brassicaceae.